Molecule: messenger RNA, 2334 nt
Organism: Poecile atricapillus (Black-capped chickadee)
Lineage: Eukaryota; Metazoa; Chordata; Aves; Passeriformes; Paridae
Gene: UBE2M
Product: ubiquitin conjugating enzyme E2 M
Exons: 6
Coding region: 698-1249 (183 amino acids)
Source: RefSeq, a predicted model, not a curated record
GAAGCGGUUCCGGAAACUCCGGAAACGGUUCCCAAGCGGCGCCUGCGAACCCCGAGGCCGUUCCGCAACCCCGGGAAACGGUUCCGAAGCGGUUCCGGAAGUUGCCAGGCGACUCCGGAGCUUGCCGAGAGGUUCCGAAGCAGUCCGGAGGUUCUCGAAGCCACUCCAGAGACCCACGAAGCGGCCCCGGAGACUUCCCGGCGGUUCUGAAGCGGUUCCGGAGAGUCCCGAACCACCUCCCCCUUUCCGGAGAUCUCCGGAAGGUUUCGAGCGGCUCCGGACAUCCCUGAGACCGUUCCGCAAAGCCCCGAAACGGUUCCGAAACGGUUCCGGACAUCCCCGAGGCGGUUCCGGAAGUUGCCAAGUGACUCCGGAGCUUCCCGAAGCCCUUCCGGAAACUCCCGAAGCCGUUCCGAAGGAGUUCCGGAUCUCCCCGAACCCUCUCCGGAGCUUCACGAAUCGUGCCCGGAAGUUGCCGAGCGCUUGUGAAGCGGUUCCGGAGAGUCCCGAGCGGCUCCGGAAGUUGCCGAGCGGCUCCGGAAGUUGCCGAGCCGGCCGGCCCUCAGCGUUCGCCCCCGGCCCCCGUCGCCCCCGGACCCCCCGAACCGGAGCCGCCCCCGGCCCGGUCCCGCUCCCUCGGCCCCGGGGGGGGCCCGGACCCGCCCCGGCCCCGGCCCCGCCGCCCCGGCCCGGCAGGAUGAUCAAGCUCUUCUCGCUGAAGCAGCAGAAGAAGGAGGAGGAAUCGGCGGGCGGCACCAAGAGCUCCAGCAAAAAGGCCUCGGCCGCGCAGCUCCGCAUCCAGAAAGACAUCAACGAGCUGAACCUGCCCAAGACGUGUGAGAUCGACUUCUCGGACCAGGACGAUCUCCUGCACUUCCGGCUGCUCAUCUGCCCCGACGAGGGUUUCUACAAGGGCGGCAAAUUCGUCUUCAGCUUUAAGGUGGGCCAGGGCUACCCGCACGACCCCCCGAAGGUGAAGUGUGAGACGAUGGUUUAUCACCCCAACAUCGACCUGGAGGGCAACGUCUGCCUCAACAUCCUCAGGGAGGACUGGAAGCCGGUGCUGACCAUCAACUCCAUCAUCUACGGCCUCCAGUACCUGUUCCUGGAGCCGAACCCCGAGGACCCCCUGAACAAGGAGGCGGCCGAGGUCCUGCAGAGCAACCGGCGCCUGUUCGAGCAGAACGUGCAGCGCUCGCUGCGGGGGGGCUACGUGGGGGCCACCUACUUCGAGCGCUGCCUCAAGUGACCCCAAAAUCCCCCCCAAAACCACCCCCAAAAACCCCAAAACUCCCCCACCCCGAAUCCAGCCCGGACCCCACAAAUCUGUUGGUUGUGGGGUGGGGUGAGGGGGGGUUUGUGGGGUUUGCUGAGCCCUGAGCGCUGCCUGGAGUGACCCAACCCCAAAAAAAAAACCCAAAAAAACCCCAAAACCCCUCAAAAACCCCUCAAAAAAAACCCAAACCAGCCCAGACCCCACAAACCUCCCCUCAGUGUGGGGUUUUUGGGGUUUUUGGAGUUUUUGGGGUUUGCUGAGCCCCGAGCGCUGCCUGGAGUGACCCAACCCCAAAAAAAAACCCCAAAAAAACCCCAAAACCCCUCAAAAACCCCUCAAAAAAACCCCAAACCAGCCCAGACCCCACAAACCUCCCCUUGGGGUGAGGGGGGGUUUGUGGGGUUUGCUGAGCCCUGAGCGCUGCCUGGAGUGAGCCCCCCAAAAAAAUACCCCAAAAAACCCCCAAGAACCCCCCAAAAAUCCCAAAACCCCCCAAAAAAACCCCAAAACCCCCUAAAAAACCCAAACCAGCCCAGACCCCACAAAGCUCCCCUCAGUGUGGGGUUUUUGGGGUUUUUGGGGUUUGUGGGGUUUGCUGAGCCCUGAGCGCUGCCUGGAGUGAGCCCCCCAAAAAAAAUACCCCAAAAAACCCCAAAACCCCUCAAAAAAAGCCCCAAAAACCCCAAAACCCCUCAAAAAAAGCCCCAAAAACCCCAAAACCCCCUCAAAAAAAAACCCAAAACCAGCCCAGACCCCACAAACCUCCCCUUGGUUUUUGGGAUUUUUGGGGUUUUUGGGGUUUGCUGAGCUCCGAGCGCUGCCUGGAGUGACCCCCCCCAAAAAAAAACCCCAAAAACCUCCCAAAAAACCCCAAAACCACCCCAAAAAAAACCCCAAACCCCCCAAAACCAGCCCAGACCCCACAAACCUCCCGUUAAGGUGGGGUUUUUGGGGUUUUUGGGGUUUUUGGGGUUUGCUGAGCCCCGAGCGCUGCCUGGAGUGAGCCCCCCCCAAAACAACCCCAAAAACCUCCCAAAAAACCCCUAAAACCCCAAAAA